This is a messenger RNA of Exophiala oligosperma, 876 nucleotides long. RefSeq lists its product as uncharacterized. Bases 1 to 876 code for a protein of 291 amino acids. The transcript has 3 exons. The record is from RefSeq and is a predicted model, not a curated record. Lineage: Eukaryota; Fungi; Ascomycota; Eurotiomycetes; Chaetothyriales; Herpotrichiellaceae.
AUGUUCGCCCUCGAAGAACCCAAGUCGAGAAAGCGACAACGGUCCUCACCAGAGCCCGAGGAUUUUGAGCCGGAGCCAGCGAAGAAACAGAAAUCUCUUUCGGAAAACCGUAACCUCCCUCGCCAUCGUCCUCCCAGCUUCUGGGACACGCUGUCCAAAAUUCGAUUGAGUCGCGGCGCUCUCCGGGAGUUUGACCGUAGGAACAUUGAAGAGAAGGUUCAGUCACCUUGCACGAUUACACCGAAGGUCGAAUAUCCCACAGGGCGUGCUCGCCUGCUGGUGAAGAGAUUUGCUCGACGUGGUGGGCCUGAUCUAUCACACCUUCGAGGGCUGGUCAACUUACCUCCUUCGAUCCUCGACAGAAUGAGCGAUUAUACCAGUUCCUCAAGCCGGAAACGGUCUUCAGCCUUCUCGAGGCCGAGUGACUGUACUAGGACCACCUCUACUAAGACCACCCCGUUUAGCGGCAAUUUUAAACGUCUAACACCUAAGCUGGCGAAUUUGUACGAUAUAAAAGCCGCACAGCGCGUCCCUCGGGCAUCUCAGUCACCUUCCCGAUUCACAGAUAAACACUUCAAGGCGUUUAAGCGGGCAAAUACAAGAGCGUUCGGCGAGACUACGAGGAUAUAUAAUGUACUCUCUUUCAUCGCCGGAAAUAAGACGACCCAUCGUUUCGAGGUAAGUCUGCCACUAAGCAACCUAAAACCGUUCGAUAAGGAUCUUAGCGAGCCUAUCCUUAACGUCUACUACGGAGCGGCACUCUCGACCAUCUAUCCGCGCGUCCGUGCUGACUUAGGACCUUACAUUAUUCUAUCGAUGGCCGAUACGACUCGUCCGGCUGCUCCGAACUUCUUCGUCGAGGGCAAGAGCGAUUAA